UUUAUUGUGACUAACCUGAAAAGCGCGUUCUAUGAAGAUGUUGUCACAGCGUCAGCUGUUUUCCGUGCAUACAUUCAUCGUUGAUGUGUUUUGUGUUGCAUGACCUUAUAUUACAUUUGUCCUGAAAAUAUCUUGCGGAAAUAAAUAAUUUUGAGUGUCAAGAAAAACAUGUCUGGUUUCGUGAAAAUGUGUGAACUUUGUGGUGGUCAAAUUAGUGAACAGUCAGAAUUUUCCUUCGAGGACAUGAUCACUAACUGGUUAGAUGAAAAUCCUGAAUUUGCUUUCAAGUACUUUGUCAAAUCAGCAUCUCCAAGCAUGGUUGAAGCCUGGGCUAAUGGACGAAAUCAUAGUGAAUCUGAUGGCCUCUUUGAUAACUCAAUAAAUGUCAUGGACGAGCAUAGUGAUAAAAAUGAUGAUAAAAUUUCUGUUACUACUUCUCUAUCACUACCAAUACGUAAGAUAAGCAGCCAGGAUUUGGAAUUAACCCAUGACAAGCGUAUUUUAUCUUCUAACGAAGAUGGAAAGCCCACAUUUAUAAACUCUGUGUUCUUUCCUUCCCCUACCACUGAACACAUCGAUUUAAAUUCUAGUCUUGCUCGUCAAACUGUGCCUUCACCAAGUCGAUCAACACAUCCAACUGAGAGAGAUUUGAUGAGUGAACUUGCUUUGGACAUUUGUCAUGAACUUGACGUGACAUCUUUAUGCUUUAAAAUUGUCCAGAAUGUUUGUAGACUAAUCAACGCUGAUCGCGGAUCAUUUUUUCUUGUGGAAAAGUCACGUUCAACCGGUGAGGAUGUUCUUGUUAGUAAACUUUUUGACAUUACAUCUGAGUGUAUAUUGGACGAUGUUUUACAACGAUGUUCCUCUAAUCACAUCAUUGUUCCUUUUAAUGUUGGUGUAACUGGCUACGUCGCACGAACUGGAGAUUACGCAAAUAUUCCGGACGCAUACGCUGAUCCUCGAUUUGAUGAUUCCGUAGAUCGUGUAACGGGAUAUAAAACGCGCUGCCUUUUAUGCAUGCCUAUAAAAAAUGUUGACGGAAAAGUGUUAGGUGUUGCACUGGUUAUCAAUAAGACAGUUCCUUCUGAUCAGCAUCAUGAUCGAGGUAUCAACUCAGUUCAACCUAGUAGUUGUGAGAGUGAAUCAAUCAGGAAACAUGCAUCAUUCACCGAAGAAGAUGUAAAAAUAUUUCAGUCAUAUGUUACUUUCUGUGGUAUUGGAUUACACAAUGCACAGAUUUAUGAACAGAGUCGUUUAGAAACUUAUCGGAACCAAGUGCUUUUGGAACUUGCACGAAUUAUAUUUUCAGAACAACUUGAUAUAACUCGUCUUAUUUAUUCAGUAUUAUCACACACAAUUUGUUUACUACAAUGUCAACGUUGUCAGUUACUUUUGGUGAAAACAACUUCAUCUAUGUCAUCCUAUUCUUCAAUUGAUGAGAUCAAACGAUAUGCGGAUUGUGUUUCGAUACAAAAGAUGGGACCAUUUCAUGAUCAUUUCUCACAAAUCUUUGAAUUAGCGUGGAAUGAAAAAUCAGAUUCGCCUGAUGUUAAGAAAAAAAAGCAUAGUAUCGACGAAGCUCGAUUCCCUGUUCAGUUAGAUUUGGCUAUUCACGUAUUACAAACUGGUGAAUCUCUUCAUGUUAAUAUAAAUGGUACCACUACUAGUUCGAAUAACAAUAACAAUAAUAAUAAUGAAUAUAGGAAAAUUGACAAAACGCUUGAAGAAGAUUUAGAUCCAGUUUGGAGAAGUCGUUCUGUUCUCUGUAUGCCAAUUAAACAUUCCGAUGGUAAAGUAUUAGCUGUAUGCAUAAUAACAAAUAAAUCAACUGUUGAUUUGAGAAUCAAUAAUAAUAAUUUCAGUCAACAAGUUACGCAUCAAUUCGAUUUCAAACCAGUUACAGAUAGCAUUCAAUAUUCAUCAAAUGAUAAUUUAUCAUCUAAAGAACCCAUUACGAUGUCUUCAUCAAUUAACAAUUGGUCUGGAAUAUUUACUUAUUCGGAUGAAUUUUUAUUUGAAGCAUUUGCUUUAUUUGUUGGUUUGGGUAUUUCAAAUAGUCAACUGUAUGAAAGAGCUAUAAGAAGUGCAGCAAAACAAAAAGUUAUCAUGGAUGUUCUGUCAUAUCAUGCUACAGCGCCGACAUCUGAGGCUAAACGCCUAGCUACAUCACUAAUACCGACUAUGAGAUUUUAUCAUUUAGAUAAAUUUUCAUUUACUGAUGUACGAUUAUCAGAUGAAGAUACUCUGAAAGCAUGUAUACGAAUGUUUCAGGAAAUGAAUUUUAUGAAAUCAAUACAUUUCGAUCAGUUAUCAUUUGCUCGUUGGCUAUUAUCUGUACGUAAGAAUUAUCGUGAAGUUACUUAUCACAAUUGGCGUCAUGCAUUCAAUGUGACUCAGACAAUGUUUUGCAUAUUACUAAAAGGUGAUUUUCAGUCAGUAUUUACAGAUCUUGAGUGUUUAGCGUUGUUAACUGCUUGUCUAUCUCAUGAUAUCGAUCAUCGUGGUACAGAUAAUCAAUUUCAAAUUAAAACAAUGUCUCCAUUAGCUAAAUUAUAUUCUACAUCGGUGCUUGAACAUCACCAUUUCAAUCAGUUCAUGAUGAUACUAACCAUAAAGCUUGUGAUACUGAAUGAUGAUCAUUUAUUACAACCAGUUAAAUCUGUAUAA
This is a messenger RNA of Schistosoma margrebowiei, 2667 nucleotides long. The record is from the annotation of a GenBank genome assembly. NCBI's taxonomy places the organism in Eukaryota, Metazoa, Platyhelminthes, Trematoda, Strigeidida, Schistosomatidae.